Molecule: messenger RNA, 627 nt
Organism: Microthlaspi erraticum
Lineage: Eukaryota; Viridiplantae; Streptophyta; Magnoliopsida; Brassicales; Brassicaceae
Source: the annotation of a GenBank genome assembly
AUGAACACUACCCGGAGAUCAACGGUUCGAGUCACGUCGGCAGCAUUUCAACGCCGUCUUGAGCCGGAGCCAGAACCGGCGGUGAAGAAGUUCUUCAAGAUUAUUCGCCUUUCAACAACCAAGGAAAAAAAGAUGAAGAUUCCGGAAAGAUUUGUGAGAUUAGGUCCUAAACUCUCUGACAAAGUGACUGUCGAAACUCCUGUUGGUUUCAAGCGUUCGAUUGGGAUCAAACGAAUAGGUGAUGAGGUUUGGUUCGAUGAAGGUUGGAGUGAGUUUGCAAAGGCUCAUUCUUUAAGUGAAGGUCAUUUUCUGCUUUUUCACUACACUGGGAACUCAAGUUUCCGUGUUAUCAUCUUUGGUGCUUCUGCUACUGAGAUGAAAUAUCCACUGGACGAAGUUAAUGAUCUCGGGAGUGAUGAUGAUGAUGAGAUGGUGGAAGUUAAAGAUGGUAAAGAAGAAGAAGAAGAAGAGCUUACUCGAAGUGAAACUAGUGAUGAUGAUGAUUCGAGUGAAGGAGUGAUUGAUUUGGAUGAGUUGUUGAAGGAGAAACCAAGCGUCUCCAAUAUCAAGACUGAACACGUUACACUUGAUGAUGAUGAUGAAGACAACAGAACCUGGAAGGGUUGA